CUAUGUCUCUAUCUCUGUGUAUAUUUAACACAGAAACAAAGAAAAGAAAGCUGAGAGGUAAGAAAAUGGUGGGUAGCAAAGACAGUCGAUGGAGUCUUCACGGCAUGACGGCACUCGUCACCGGCGGAACCAAAGGGAUCGGGCAUGCAAUUGUGGAGGAAUUAGCAGGACUCGGAGCAAGCGUACACACAUGCUCUCGAACCGAAUCCGAGCUUGACGAUUGCUUACUCGAAUGGAAAGCAAAAGGUCUCCGUGUGACAGGUUCAGUGUGUGAUGUUUCAGAUGGAGCACAAAGGGAAUCCCUAUUGAACACUGUUUCCUCCGAGUUCAAUGGGAAGCUCAACAUCCUGAUAAAUAAUGUCGGAACGAACAUACUGAAAAUGGUGUCGGAUUACACAGCGGAAGACGUUGCGUUCCUAACGAGUACCAACUUCGAAUCGGCUUAUAACAUCAGCGUACUAGCUUAUCCUCUUUUGAAAGCUUCAGCAGCCGGAAGCAUCGUGUUCAUCUCUUCAAUCGCUUCUACCAUGCCUGCAUAUCUUGCACCUAUAUAUGGAGCCAACAAAGGGGCCUUGGACCAACUUGCUAGAUACUUGGCAUAUGAUUGGGCAGGAGAUAAUAUCAGGGUCAAUACUGUUGCACCUGCCGUGAUCAAAACUCCACUUGCUCAACGUUCCUUUGAAGGUCGUAAAGAAAAAAUAGAGACAACCAUAUGUCGAACACCGAUAGGGCGGCUAGGGGAGCCGGAGGAAGUAUCGGCGAUGGUGGCGUUCCUCUGCCUACCGGCGGCUUCAUAUGUAACAGGGCAGCUUAUAAAUGUUGAUGGAGGAAUGACGACGAAUGGCAUCUACUUUCCACAAAAUAAAAGAAGCAACACAGCCGUGAGUGGAGAGACAGCUCGAGCUUGAAUGUAGUUGGCAAAUUGUGAUGGUUAUAGAUCUGGCGGUACUGAUUGUUUUGAUUUCAUUGUUCUUUAUGUUGCUGGGAUUGCUAAUGAAUUUGGACAAGCAAGUAAUGACGUUGUUACGUGUGCUUUUGCUUUAA
Messenger RNA from Hibiscus syriacus, 1044 nucleotides. Its product is annotated as tropinone reductase homolog At5g06060-like. The record is from RefSeq and is a predicted model, not a curated record. Gene Ontology annotation, molecular function: oxidoreductase activity. Lineage: Eukaryota; Viridiplantae; Streptophyta; Magnoliopsida; Malvales; Malvaceae. The transcript is spliced from 5 exons. The coding region runs from base 3 to 908 and encodes 301 amino acids.